Lacerta agilis (Sand lizard) is the source of this 2468-nucleotide messenger RNA. It is a transcript of the gene C5H10orf90, whose product is annotated as chromosome 5 C10orf90 homolog. The record is from RefSeq and is a predicted model, not a curated record. Gene Ontology annotation, cellular component: cytosol; centrosome; centriole. The transcript has 9 exons. The coding region runs from base 109 to 2382 and encodes 757 amino acids. Gene Ontology annotation, biological process: regulation of centriole replication. NCBI's taxonomy places the organism in Eukaryota, Metazoa, Chordata, Lepidosauria, Squamata, Lacertidae.
AGCAGAAAGCAGAUCCUGGCUUCCCCUGUUACCAUUGCAACAAGUGGCAGCCAGCCUAGCGAAAGCAAGCCAAGGGAAACAUUUAUAAAACUGAAACCAACAUGAAAGAUGCCUUCUCAGAAAAGGAAACUCCUGGUCUUGAGCUGCGCAGGGCACAACCAGAUGGAUUUAAGGACAAAGCCUCUUGUAGCAAGGAACCAGGAAAGAAAGUCUUUUAUAUCUCAAAUUUGCUUCAUGAUUAACCAUGCCUCCUGGGGGAAACCUUGUUGCCUUGGAAUAAGAGAAAACCAGUAUGGAAUUAAUGCUUGGGAAGCAUGCAAAACUGUUCAGUAUAACACAGCAGCAAAGAAUGAGUCAAACUUCACAAAGGAGUCUCUGCCAUCACAAAACACGAAAAUGAUUUCGUCUAUACUCAUUUCACAGAUGAUUGAUGAGAAUAAAUCAAAAGAAAAUAAGGCUCCUUUCCCUAUGAAGUCUGUAAUCACCCAGUCUGAUGCUUAUCGCAUGAGCCAAUCUUUGGCUAAUCAUAGUUCAGUCAACAUUAAUAGAGCAUUCAUAUUGCUUCCCAGAAGAUUAGGAAUUCAGAUUUCUUCAGAUGACAGUGUAUUUGGAACAGACUCCCAUACCAAAGAGGAGACGCAGUGUCAGAGCCAGAGGAAAGGUUUUACUUCCAUCACAAUCACCGCUAGACGAGUUGUUCCACCUUCUCACAGCAUGAUGCAGGUGGGUGCUUCCAACCCUCCUUGUUUGAAAUGCCGAGGAAGAAGCAAGCUGCUAAUGAACACUGCUCCUGCUUCAAAUGUGACUGGGCUAGAUCAGCUCUGCAGACCUUUCCACGCACAAAGAUGUUGUCAAAAUGGAAAUGCCACUGAAAUAAAGGUUUCUGAACCCUGUCCGCAGCCAUGCACAGAGCAAUCUGGCUGCACAUCCAGCACCGACAAUAAAGAGAACAGAAGGACCCCUCCAAGAAACAGCCACAAGAAACAAGCACCAAUUUCCUUCACUUCAAGCAUUCACUUCAGCAUUUCCCAGCAGUGUCCAAACACAAUACAUUACAUAGACAAGUCUCUCUCAGUGCCUGUAGAUCAGCCUCGGACUAAGAACCAAAAAAUGCAUAGGUCAGUCAUGUCUUUCAAUAUAAAUUGCAGUUCCCCCACUUUAACGCCAGAUGGAGUGGAUGGUUUAGCUAAUGGAGAGCUAAUCACAGAAGUACUUAAGACAAAGCUCCCAGAGGAAAGCAAGGCUCCACACAGAACCAUUUGGAAUGCAGAUCUCAAGGAGAACUACUUGGAUGAAAAACAGACAUUGGAAAAGAAACCGUUAGGGACUGAAUAUCUCCAGAAUGGUACCUUUCCAUCUGAAACCCUGCCAAUUGUGGAUAGCCUUCAAGGACAUGAUAAUUUAAAGCUAACAAAGAAUAAUGAUGGGAAUUCAAGUGACAAUCACAGUACAUUGUCUCCUCACAUUCCUCAUUGGACUUACGAUGAAGGCACACAAGCAUCCACAGGAAGCAACAGAAAACAGUGCAUAAGAGACAGAAACUAUGAAACAGCACAUGCCUCCUUUCUGGAGCAAUCAUCCAAGAAAGAACUCCUGGUGGAAGGUGGCAUUUCUUUGAAAGAUAAACAUCAACCCAAAGGCACUUCAGAGUCCAAAGAGAGUCAGACCCAAAGCUUUCUGAAACCAAAAACAUCUUUUUCUGAUCACGGGUAUCAUAUAAAGGCUUUAUCAAAAAGGGCACUGGGUGAAAAUGAUAUCCACAGGCAAGAUCCAUUCCCAAAAGGUGAUUACAAAUUCUGUGGCUUGGCUAUCAAGCUGAAGGAGCAUCAGGAAAGUGAGAUGAACAAGACGAUCGACAGGGUAACAACCUCCACAGCUCAUGAGCCAGAUGUUACUCAUGAGAAACAUGAAGCCUUCCAGCAGCCAGAGGUCUGCUCUGAGCCUGAGAACAUUCCUGAAAACCCACUGACUCUCAGGGAGGCGCUAGAAGUUCACAAGCCUCACUUUAUUUCCCGCUCACAAGAACGCCUAAAGAAACUCAAACACAUGGUACAGCUGAGGAAAACCCAGCAGGGUGAUCCUUCAAGAAAGAAACAAGGGGCUGCUCUUUCUCGCAAACUUUCCACGACUUCUAUUACGAGUAAGAAGAAACAGUAUACAAUUCCUCAUCCUCUCAGUGAUAACCUGUUCAAGCCAAAAGAACGGUUCAUUUCAGAGAAGGAGAUGCACAUGCGAUCGAAAAGGAUUUAUAAUAACCUGCCUGAAGUGAAGAAGAAACAAGAAGAGAAACAGAAACGGGUGAUUAUACAGAGCAACAGACUGCGUGUUGAAGUGUUCAAAAAGCAGUUGCUGGAUCAGCUUCUUCAAAGAAAUACCGAGUGACUAAAGAUUCCUGGACAUGUCAUUUCUUCUUGGACCUUGAAUGCCUUUGAUGGUUAUAAAGCCAUAAACACUUGAUGCGAUCUUCA